AUGGCGUUCCGGCUGUCCUUACUAUGUCUCGCGAUAUGGACGACCCUUUUCGCCGUUGCUACCGCCCAAACGGCCAAUAUCACGCCCGAGAUCUUGAACUUCGUCCCGACCUGCGCCCAGGAAUGCUUCGAGUCCUUCAUAUCAGCAAACUUCGACGGCGAUAUAUGCGGCAACUCGCCCGCCUUGCAAUGCCUGUGCCGGCAGAAGGGGAACUCUGGUUACACUAUCGGGGAAGGGGCGGCGUCGUGCCUGGUCGGAGAGAGCAGGUUCGGUGCUUGCCAGGGACAGGAUGGGAUCAGCGACGCGACGGCGACGGCCUACAACAUGUGUGUAGGAGUGUCGAGGGCGGAACCCAAGACGCACUCGACCAUUGUGGCUACCCUCGUUCUGUCACCGUCAGGAAAGGGGCCGUUGCUCGUACCAACAGAGAUCCAGACGGCUACGAGCACUGAAUCAGCCGUCACGCCGUCGGCUACUCCCACAUCAACCGCCAGUCUCCCGCAAGGAGACGAGCCGAGCUCCACCACGGCCACGCCAACACCAACGGCCUCGGCGUCCACCACGCCCACGGCCGGCGAAAGCGCCGGGGCCUCAGAGGAGCAGCCGAAAUUCAGUAGCGCACAGAUUGCGGGCAUCACGCUUGGAUGCGCCGCUGUUGUGGUGUUGGGGAUUCUGCUCGUGCUGCUCGCCAGAUGCAUCCGGAGGAAGAGAUUCGGUGAUCUGGAGUCGGGCUUUUCGAGAAUGAGAGACUCGAUGAGCUUCGGGAAGGGUAAUCGCCCCGGCAGUGCUCCCGGGGGCUUAGAGAUCUCGAGCCCGCUGCCUCGAGUCCAGGUGGCGCGGAACCCAGCGGACCCGCGAUGGCAGCCGAGCAUACCGCAGGGAAGCCAGCAGGGAAGCCAGCAGGGAGCCGUCGGCCUCGCCAUCUCGCCGCUCACCGCUCGCGGCGGAGUUUUGGCGCGGCCUUCGCCAGCUCUAGCUUCUGUUCUUGCUGCCUCUCGCCCACCAACUCCUCCCGCAAAGCCAGUACCAGCCCCAGUAAACCCGGUACCGGUCUCCGCAACCCCGGUACCAGUUCCCUCGCCGACACUCUCCCCGCCCCGGCAAAAGUUGCCGAAGUUUGUCUUGAGCCCUGCGCCCGCACCGAGGGCACCGGUGGCACAACGAAGUCCACCAAAACCGACCUUGACCCUCGCCAUACCGAAAGCACCGGAGCGACCGGUCAACGUGCCAGCCAAUGCAAGAGACAGCGUGGUGACCGAGUUUGCCGAGGAUGGGGAGGAUGUUGCUCCCGGAACCGCCAUCUGGCGCCCGCCAACAUCAGAUCCCCUAUCAGCAACAACGUUCUACUUUGCCGAUAAAGGGGGUAACUGGAUUCUCCGCAACGCCUCGAUACGGAAUUCUGGGGCAGAGGCUCCCGGGGGAGUGUCGGGACCCCCAAAGCCAGCGUUCCAAGAGGUCUCCGCACCGCCCGCCGAGAUUGAGCUACCGAGUCCAGACCACAAAACAAGAGCCGAGAGGGCCAAAGACGCAUAUGGCGGGUUUUCGCCUGAGGCUUUGGUCUCGCCGCUCAGGCUUCCCGGGAAGCCAGGGAACGGAAGGCUUGGAUCUCCGAUCGCGUUUCAAGAUCGACGCCGGGAGCCACAGUUCUCAAGCCCCAGCAUGUCUGCGAGAUUAUCCCAGACUGCGGAGACGAUCAUGAGCGAGUCGUCGCAGGCUAGAAGCCGACCCGCGGAUGCCUAUUUCACGGCGAUGCGUGAGAGCAGAGACUUGACCGGUGGGGCGAGCAAGCGGCGUUCGGCCAAGAGAGCCAGCCGUCGGAUAUCGCAAGACUCGGCGACAUCGAUCGAGUCGGCGAUUGAAGAGGUCAAUGAAGACGGAACUCAGGCGGACCUAUCACCGGUGGCCGAGUCUCCCCGGGCAUCGGUCUCGCCCGGGAAGUCGCCUGUCAAAUACCCCAAUAUUCGUAGGCACAACGACAAAACACAGAUGUCGCCCCCGCUCAGGAAGACAGCGGAAUCCGACCUGCUCCCUCCUGCGCAUCGGUACAACGUCUGGCACCCGGCCGGGCAAUCCAGCCCUCACGGCGCGGGCUCCAUGGCAAAACCCAAGACCGGCACACCGGCCAUGCCCCAGUCAAAUAACGGCCCCAUGAGACCAUGGGAUGCACCAAACCUCAAGCCCACCGCGCACCGCAACCCGGCACAACUCCGAACCGGGUCCCCCGAGGCCCGCCUAGGCCCGGUCUCCCCCACCGCAGAAACCCAAUACUGGCAGCGCCAGCGCCAGCUCGCCAACCCAGCAUCGUACUGGAACCAAUCCCAACCCCAGCCCGCACGAGCGCGGCAGCAGCAGCAGCAACAACAACAUCAACAACAGCAGCAACAACAACAUCAACAACAGCAGCAACAACAACACUAUCACCACCGCCACUCACAGCACCAACCGCCACCACCCACACCGCCUUACGAACUCCCCGGCGAGAACAGCACGGCGCCGUCCCGGCGCUACGGCACGCCGCAACAGCAGCAGCAAUCCCGUCCGCGCCCGGGGCAGCAGCUACCCACACCAGCAGCCACGCCGCAACCGCAGGCCCAACUGGCACGACAGCAACAGCAACAGCAGCAGCAGCAGCAGCAGCAGCAACCACGCCCCACAGCAGGCGGCGAAACGCCGUCGACCCAGGGCUCGCAGCUGCUCGCGAAGCGGCGCGGCGCGGACAAGGCGGCGGCGCUGAUGCUGGUUGGCAAUGCCAACGGCAGGGGGGGAGCCAAACGGGAUGGUGCUGGUAGCGGGAAGGGGUGGGCAAGGGAGCAGCAGCAGCAGCAGCAUGAGUACGGGGCGCCGGCGCCGAUCACGCCCGGGUGGAUGCCUGAGCUGACGCCGACGCGCAGGGGGGAGGAUUUGUAUUUGGAUGUUAGGUAG
Messenger RNA from Chaetomium fimeti, 2922 nucleotides. RefSeq lists its product as uncharacterized. The transcript is spliced from 2 exons. Lineage: Eukaryota; Fungi; Ascomycota; Sordariomycetes; Sordariales; Chaetomiaceae. The record is from RefSeq and is a predicted model, not a curated record. The coding region runs from base 1 to 2922 and encodes 973 amino acids.